AACUUUAAGCCCAAAUUCAAUUAAGUCCAACAAUUAAUUUGAAGCCCAAAAUUGUAAAACACAACAAUUAAUCCAAGUCGCCGCUCUUCUUCUUCACGCCGCGCCAAGCUUCUUCUUCACAGAUUUCUCCUCCAAGGCUUCUUCUUCUUCGUUAGUCGUUACGCUAUGGAUGAUGCCAUCGACACAGGUUACCAUCCAGGGUCAGAGUUUGUGGAGGAUAAAAGGGAACCCUUGAUUGAUCUGGAGACGACGGACUCCACCGAACUAUGGCUCAUUCAGUGGCCGAUUAAUCAGACUCCUGAAUUCAGUGGGCAACAAGUGUCCAUUAAACUUCAGGGUGAUGGACAUAUAGGCACCUUUGAGAGUUCGUCUGGAAUAUCAUAUGAAAUGUUGAGCAUGAAAUCCCAAGGUCCCAAAGAAACAGUCUUCUUAUCUUCAGUAUCAGAGGCAAAAAUCGCUGGGAAGAUCUCUAAGCAUGUUUCUCUGAUUCACUAUCCUGAGCCUAGUGAACUGCAAAAACGCAACAGCUUGAAUUUGAGUCUGUCUCAACGGUCUUCCAUGACGACCUCAACUCUGUCCGGUCGUCGUUUGGCCACUCCUAGUCGUAGUGUGAAGCCUAGAAACUCACAUGGAAUGAGUGGCUAUUCAACUCCAAGUAGCAGAACCAAGAGUUCAGUUUCUGGAUUAGGGGAGCCUUCAAAGCCUCCAAAGCGAAAACGUGUGGAUUCAGCUCAAGAUUCAGGAAAAACCACCAGUGCUGUUACCUCUACUGAUACUAUGGAGCAGUCUCAGGAAAGAAAGUCGAAAAAGAAAAGGAAAACUGAAACCUAAACUGCACGACCCCGAUCACUGCAAUGUGAUGUGCCUGUUUAUCUAUAUCUUGAUUCCAAAGUGGGAGCCAGGUUUUGAAAAAAGGAUCUUAGUUUGAAUACGCAUUCUAUAUUCCCUUAUGGCUGAGUUGGUGUCUGUAUCCCUUUAUAAAAUUAUUGAAUUAUCCAGAAAAUUCAAAAAAUUCAAGUAGCGUUAUGAUUGGAGUGUAUUUCUCUUGAUUUUUUUGUUUGUUUGUUGGGCUGCUGGUACCUUGUCAAAUUUUGAUUUUGUAAUGUGGGUUUUGUUUGAAUUUAAUGAAAAACUAAUUUAAACCA
Salvia miltiorrhiza (redroot sage) is the source of this 1145-nucleotide messenger RNA. RefSeq lists its product as uncharacterized. The record is from RefSeq and is a predicted model, not a curated record. The transcript is spliced from 5 exons. Lineage: Eukaryota; Viridiplantae; Streptophyta; Magnoliopsida; Lamiales; Lamiaceae. The coding region runs from base 166 to 831 and encodes 221 amino acids.